Cynara cardunculus var. scolymus (artichoke) is the source of this 1245-nucleotide messenger RNA. RefSeq lists its product as uncharacterized. The transcript has a single exon. NCBI's taxonomy places the organism in Eukaryota, Viridiplantae, Streptophyta, Magnoliopsida, Asterales, Asteraceae. The record is from RefSeq and is a predicted model, not a curated record. Bases 1 to 1245 code for a protein of 414 amino acids.
AUGCCGCCCACCGACAGCCAUGGUUCCUUUCUCACCCGGAUCAGUAUCCGCCGGAACCAGGUUGUCUCCAUGGACGUCAACCAUGAACAAGAGCUUGAAGAAAUCGAAUUGUUUCAGAAACACGUAUCCGAUCGUUUCAUUCAACUCUUACCACCUCAAUCUCCUAUCCUUCCCACCGCCGCUGACGGAGAAGAAACAACAGUCGUCGACACACCCGAAACCCUCCUUUCCAUCGACUGGUUCCGUAAACUCCUCGAUGCAUAUCUUUGCUGCGAGUCUGAAUUCAAGGCGGUUCUGAUAAUUGGCCGGGACGCCACUCAUUUCUCCAAACCGCCUCUGGACCGGCUCCUUCCUGAACACCUGGACCGGACCGUCAAAGCUUUAGACAUCUGUAAUGCGAUUACUCACGGGAUUGAGUUGAUUCGCCAUUGGCAGAGGCUUGCCCAGAUUGCGGUGGAGGCUCUCCAGCAACGGCCAAUCGUUGAAGGACACGUCAGGAGGGCAAAAAGGGCAUUGAACACACUUCUGACGUCGAUGACGGUUGGCGACAAGGAGAUCAACCACCACCCCGGAAAAUCAGCAGAACGAAUGUGGUCAAUCAGUCGGCGUGGUGGUGGUGGUGUUGUUCCCCCCACCGUGAACCAUUAUCGAACGACAAUCGGAAAACCAAGAUCAUUCUCGUAUUGUUUUUCCAAGUCAUGGUCUGCUUCCAAACAGAUUCAGGCGAUGUCUACCAAUCUUGUGGCUCCCCGCGGUGGCGAGUCGACUGGGUUGGCUCUCCCGGUUUACAUAAUGAGUUCGGUUUUGGUUGUAGUAAUGUGGACGUUGGUUGCGGCGGUUCCAUGUCAAGACCGAGCGGGGCUGGGGAGCCAUUUCCAGCUUCCAAGACACCUGGGGUGGGCCCAACCUAUGAUCGGAUUGCAGGAGAAGAUAGGAGAGGAGUGGAAGAAGAAGGAGAAGAAGGGAACGGCGGGGUUAUUGGCUGAGAUACAAGUGAUAGAGAAAGUAGCUCAGAAUCUUGUGGAAUUCAGUGAAGGGUUUGAGUUUCCAGUGGGGGCGGAGAAGGCGGAUGAAGUGGGGGCACAGGUGAUGGAACUGGGGGAGAUAUGCCUGAGAAUGGAGGUAGGGUUAGGGCCGUUGCAGUUGCAGGUUAGGGAAUUGUUUCAUAGGAUGGUGAGGAGCCGGGCGGAGGUGCUUGACGUCAUGGACCAAGUUGGUAAAAUUACGACGCCAGUCCCUUACUAA